This is a messenger RNA of Funneliformis caledonium, 462 nucleotides long. Lineage: Eukaryota; Fungi; Glomeromycota; Glomeromycetes; Glomerales; Glomeraceae. The record is from the annotation of a GenBank genome assembly.
AUGGUAUUAUUUGCAGAUGCAGUAUAUGAAUGUCGUCAACAACUUGCGUAUCAUUUAUUUUUCUGGUCAGAUGAUCCUAUAAUUUCAGAAUGCCAUAAUUGUGAUAAUUGUAAAGAACGGGACAAUCCAGACAUUUGUGAUGUAUCAACAGAAGCAUUACGGCUUGUUAGAAUCAUGAAUGUACUAUUACAACAUGCAACAAUUCAAAAUAACAACAUAUAUUAUGUAACUCAUGAUGAUGUAGUGGAUGUGUUUUAUGGAAACAAAAAUAGCAAUGUAAUUAGAAAAAACCUUAUGCAAGUAUCAGAAUACCCCUUAAAUCACUUUCAAACAAGAUUACAUCCAAAAAAAAUGUGUCUUUAUUUGUUAGAUUCUUUAAUUGAUAAAAAAAUUAUUAAUCAAAUUAUUGACCUUCAAAGAGUCCGUCCUGAAUCAUCAGUAUUAACUCAUAGUUGUAAAAUU